Aspergillus wentii DTO 134E9 is the source of this 600-nucleotide messenger RNA. Its product is annotated as flavin-dependent quinone reductase. The coding region runs from base 1 to 600 and encodes 199 amino acids. Gene Ontology annotation, cellular component: cytosol. The transcript has a single exon. Gene Ontology annotation, molecular function: FMN binding; oxidoreductase activity. The record is from RefSeq and is a predicted model, not a curated record. Lineage: Eukaryota; Fungi; Ascomycota; Eurotiomycetes; Eurotiales; Aspergillaceae.
AUGCCCCAAAAAAUCGCCCUGGUCAGCUGCAGCACCAGGAACCCCCGCCUCAACCCCUUCAUAACCCAAUACAUCCAAAACACCCUCACUCCCCACUUGCCCCCAACCCACACACUAGAGAUAAUAGACCUAGCAGACCAACAUCUCCCCCUCUACGACGAGCCCGCAAUUCCCUCAAAGCUGCCCCCUGAUAACCCCACUCCCCACUAUGUCCACGACCACACAAAAGCGUGGUCAGCUAGGGUAUCCCAGUACGACGCAUUCAUCUUCGUGACGCCCCAGUAUAACUGGAGCAUUCCGGCUAGUUUGAAGAAUGCGUUGGAUUAUCUGUACUAUGAGUGGAAGGGGAAGGCGGCCGGGAUUGUCUCGUUUGGGGGGAGAGGGGGUGGAAAGGCGGCGGAUCAUCUGAAGGGGGUUUUGUCGGGGUUGAGGAUGAGGAUUGCGGAGACGAGUCCGGGGUUGGUGAUUCACGGGCAGAUGAUGGAUGAUUGUUUGAGCAAUGGGGAGGUUAAGGCGGAGGAUAGAGAAGAGUGGGAAAAGGCUGGUGUUGCGGGGGAGAUUCAGAAGAUGUUUGCAGAGGUGGUGGCUGAGAUGAAUUGA